AUUAUCGGCAAUAUUUUAGAGAUUUGAAAAUUGAAAAUAAAUAAUUGAUUGAUUAUUGUUCACUGAUAGAUAAUUACAGCAGACCAUUAUGUAAACAAAAUCAAAGUUACGGAUUGUAUCAAUAAGUUUCUCUGAGAAACAGCAUAGUGAUUGUAUUCUAGUUUUCAUUACCCAUUGGAGAUCAUUAUUUCGGGUUAACAUGUACAAAAUAUACUCAAGAUUUCUAAAAAUACCGAAGGAAGUCAUAGGAAUAAAGAGACAUCAAAUACUUGGAAAAAAAUUCGAAAUUGAGGAAAUACCUUACCGGAUUCAGAUAUUUCGAUCAGAACACAAUACUACCACAGAAAUCAGUAGUAGUUAUGAGAUAUAUAAAAAGUAUUUCUUGUAUUCUGUGUUUUUCGGUACUACUUUAUUUACAUCAUAUAAAAUGUGGCUUAACUAUAAAGUUCUUCCCUCAAUAAAUGCGGCCGAAGAAAUAACAGAAACUGAUUCUGAAAGUGAGGGUGAUAAGCAAAAAAAGAGAUAUAGAAAAGAAAAAAUUGGCUUCCGAGACAGAAAGAUUAUUGAAUAUGAAAAUCGUAUGAGAGCAUACUCGACACCAGAUAAGAUCUUUAGGUAUUUUGCAACAAUAAAAAUAACAUUUGGGGAGAAUACAGAAGUUUAUAUGACACCAGAUGAUUUCUUGAGAGCUAUCACUCCCAAUAUGAAACAACCUGAUGGUUUGGGAUUGGAUCAGUACAAAAGAUAUGACCCUAAAAACAUCGAUGAGACGAUCAGCCAGCGACUCAACCUGGACCUGGACGAGGACUCAAUAUUCUACAAGCUCGGGUCGUCCGGUCUCAUCACCUUCAGCGACUACAUAUUCCUACUGACCGUGUUAUCGACGUCCCGGCGCCACUUCGAGAUAGCGUUCCGCAUGUUCGACCUGAACGGCGACGGCGACGUGGACUGCGAGGAGUUCGAGAAGGUCGCCGCGCUCAUCCGCCAGCAGAGCAGCAUCGGCUCCCGCCACCGCGACCACGCCAACACCGGCAACACUUUCAAGGGAAUAAAUUCAGCUUUGACAACAUACUUCUUUGGUCCCACAUUGAAGGAGAAAUUGACUAUCGAGAAGUUUCUAGACUUCCAACACCAACUGCAAAAGGAAAUCUUGUCUCUUGAAUUCCAAAGAAAACAGCCAGAUGAAAAUGGUCGCAUUACUGAAGCAGACUUCGCCGAGUUAUUGCUGGCAUACGCCGGCUAUCCAGCCAAGAAGAAGGCUAGAAUGUUGAAGAGAGUGAAGAAAGCUUUCCGCGACCACGGCGUGGGUAUCACCAAAGAGGACUAUCUAUCGUUCUUCCAUCUACUGAACAACAUCAACGACGUGGACACCGCGCUCACGUUCUACCACAUCGCGGGCGCGUCCAUCGACCAGCCCACGUUACGUCACGUCGCCCGCACCGUCGCCCACGUCGACCUGCACCCGCAUCUCGUCAACGUAGUGUUCACCAUAUUCGAUGAGAACAUGGACGGGCAACUUAGCAACCGGGAAUUCGUGGCGGUGAUGAAGAACCGUCUGCUGCGCGGCCUCGAGAAACCCAAGGAUACGGGGUUCGUCAAACUCAUGUAUUCGCUCAUCAAGUGCGCGCGAGACACCAAACCCGCGCUACUUGACUUCUAAGUCAACAUUAACCAUAAAGGCGAAGCGACACUACGCUGCAGCGGAGUGACGCGACGCGUAGAGGUUUGCUUUCCAUGUAAAUCCGUUUGCUCGUUUGCCUCCUAAUUUUAUUAAAAAAAAAGGCUUAGCUUAUAUGAUUUCAUACAAAGAAUAUUUGGCCGUGCUGUGUCGCUCCGUUGCAGCGUUAUGACACCUAAUGAGACCGCAUUAGGUGUCAUAACCUUAAUCCAUAGCGACUUACUAAUAAAAAUAUUUACACAGCGAAUAACUACAAGGCGUAAAAG
Aricia agestis (brown argus) is the source of this 1944-nucleotide messenger RNA. It is a transcript of the gene MICU1, whose product is annotated as calcium uptake protein 1 homolog, mitochondrial-like. The transcript has 11 exons. The record is from RefSeq and is a predicted model, not a curated record. Gene Ontology annotation, cellular component: uniplex complex. NCBI's taxonomy places the organism in Eukaryota, Metazoa, Arthropoda, Insecta, Lepidoptera, Lycaenidae. Bases 200 to 1660 code for a protein of 486 amino acids. Gene Ontology annotation, biological process: mitochondrial calcium ion homeostasis; calcium import into the mitochondrion. Gene Ontology annotation, molecular function: calcium ion binding.